AUGGCUUCACUUUUCCGACCGCCAGCAGCCUCCUCCAGACACAUCUGUUCGUCGUGUCUGUUGCGCAGAAGUGUCCUGCGCAGACAGAUUCAAUGGCACCGUCGGGCCUUCCAGACAUCCGUCUCUCAGAAUCCUCCAAUCCCCGACUUUGGCUUCACUUUUGAUAUCGAUGGCGUCCUCGUCCGCUCCUCUCGCCCCAUCCCCGCCGCACAAAAAGCGCUCCCCCUCCUCCAAAAGAACCGCAUCCCCUUCAUCCUCGUCACCAAUGGCGGCGGCAAGACGGAAGAGCAACGCGUGCAAUACCUCCAGGACCGCCUGGGCGUCCCCCUCUCCGCCGACAUGAUCGUACAAAGCCACACGCCCUUUGCAGACAUGACCCACCUCUAUGAUAAAACAGUGCUGAUCGUCGGCGGCGACUACGACCACUGCCAACUCGUGGCGCAGAAGUACGGCUUCAAGUACGCCGUCACCCCCAUCGACAUCCUCUGCGCCCACCCCGAAAUCUGGCCCUUCGGCAAGCAAUACCUCGACCUCUACCGCACCUUCGCCAAGCCCCUCCCCACCCCCAUCGACCUCUCCUCCCCGGCCACCAGCCUCAAAUUCGACGCCAUCUUCGUCUACAACGACUCCCGCGACUGGGGCACCGACACCACCAUCAUCCUCGACCUCCUCCUCUCCCGCGCCGGCAUCCUCGGCACCCUGUCCACGAAGAACGGCAACCCCGCCCUCCCUAACAACGGCUACCAACAAGACGCCCAGCCGCCGCUGUACUACAGCAACCCGGACCUCUGGUGGGCAGCCGCCUGGCACCAAAACCGUCUCGGCCAAGGCGGCUUCCAGCGCGCCCUCGAAGGCGUCUGGGCCGCCGCGACGGACGGCGCGCACCUCGCCAAAACCGCCAUCGGCAAGCCGACGCAGGCCACCUUUGCCUUUGCCGAGCACCGCCUGCGCCACGUGCGCAAGCAAAUGUUCGCCCAGCGCGGCCUCAACGACCCGCUCAAGCGCGUGUACAUGAUUGGCGACAAUCCCGAGAGCGACAUCCGUGGCGCCAAUGAGUACCGCUCGCCGCAUGGGACGGUGUGGCGGAGUGUGCUGGUCAAGACGGGCGUGUAUCGCGCGGACGAGGGCAAGGAGCCGGCGUACCGGCCGGAUGUGAUUGUGGAGGAUGUGUUGGAGGCGGUGGAGUGGGCGGUGGAGGAUGCAAAGAAGGCUCGAGGGGGCUGA
Molecule: messenger RNA, 1224 nt
Organism: Neohortaea acidophila
Lineage: Eukaryota; Fungi; Ascomycota; Dothideomycetes; Mycosphaerellales; Teratosphaeriaceae
Product: HAD-superfamily subfamily IIA hydrolase
Exons: 2
Coding region: 1-1224 (407 amino acids)
Biological process (GO): glycerophospholipid biosynthetic process
Cellular component (GO): mitochondrion
Source: RefSeq, a predicted model, not a curated record